AUGACCUUGGAACCCGCCAUCCUCCAUGCUCUCUCGCACUACCUUGUCUUCACACCGACAGCCUCUCUGCCGACCGAGUCACAAUCCGGCCCCGUGAACCAGGCCAACUCGAUUGCCUUCCUUCUCCGGCCGGACGUGGCUCGGCUCGAAUCCCUCUCGUCUCAGGCUCGGCCACGAGGGCGUCGGGCAGACUCGUUCGCCUCUCCGACCGAGGCGACUCAUCCCGAACGCAUGAACCAUUUGCUCACCAGUUUCGGGCGCAGACUGUUGUUUGAGUUCCGUCUGACGGGACAUCGGCUGUUCGCUCGCAUGCUGGGUCUUGCCAGUCUGUUCUCGCAACUCGUCCAGCCCAGUUGUGAGACCGACGGUGCCAUCGGCCAGUCGGCAGAGGACACCGGACGCGCAGGAUUCCCUUCGUCCGGCGACGAAAGAGGCGCGAGCCACUCUUGGAAGACCGGCCCGGUGGAAUGGAUGUUGGACACUUGGAGGACAGUCAGUUGGUCUUUAUUUUGCUUCUUUUUCUCCUCCUGCCCGUUCAUCACUCGCUGCCAGUCGCACAACUCGACUUUUCUCGGGUCAUUUAAGGCGACACAUUGA
Messenger RNA from Protopolystoma xenopodis, 597 nucleotides. Lineage: Eukaryota; Metazoa; Platyhelminthes; Monogenea; Polystomatidea; Polystomatidae. The record is from the annotation of a GenBank genome assembly.